AUGACUGUUGUUGAAGGAAUUAGUACCAAUCUGGCAGAAACAAGUGAAUUGUUUUCGAGUUAUAUCUCGAGUUAUGUGCAUUUCUUAAAUAAGUUCAUUGGCCAUUUGCGUCGAGUGGCAUCAUUAAGAUAUGAAAGAACUACACUAAUCAAAUUUGUGAAGAAAUUGAGAUUUUUGAAUGAGUCUUUGACCAGUUAUGAUGUCUCCAGUAAUAUGGCUAAAUUUAAUGAGAAGAAUUUUGGAGUAGCUGUUAUACCAUUGGCAUCUUUUUACUUGAAAUGCAUAGAGCUCUUUGAUAUGUUGGACUUCUACUUAACAAAACCAUUACAAAAUGAGAUUGUUUCGAAGACAUUGAAUAAGGAUUUGUGUCUAUCUGAAGAAUGCAUAAUCGCCAUUGAUGACACACAUAAUCAUUUCGUGAAAUUUACUCAAUGGAUGGUAGAAUCUUUGGAGAAUGCCGAUCCUCUAUUGCAAAUCGAAGUUGUUCAGUUUGCAAGGAAAUGCGCUGUAGCAGACAAUGUAGAUAUAGAAGAGACAAGCGACAUACUCUUACAGGAGGUUGAGCCCGUUGCAGAUGCUGCAGAAUAUGAGGAGUUAUCCAGUAAAUGGGCAUCUGUGCUGGAAGCCAAGUUACAGGCGUUACAAGUAAUCUUUGAUGACGAGAUGGCCGCGUGGCACGAUAAAUUUGAUAAAAAGAAGGAGAAAGUAAAUUAA
Messenger RNA from Torulaspora delbrueckii, 714 nucleotides. It is a transcript of the gene SHE2, whose product is annotated as She2p. Lineage: Eukaryota; Fungi; Ascomycota; Saccharomycetes; Saccharomycetales; Saccharomycetaceae. The coding region runs from base 1 to 714 and encodes 237 amino acids. Gene Ontology annotation, molecular function: RNA binding. The record is from RefSeq and is a predicted model, not a curated record. The transcript has a single exon.